This is a messenger RNA of Athene cunicularia (burrowing owl), 5860 nucleotides long. RefSeq names its product transmembrane p24 trafficking protein family member 8 (gene TMED8). The transcript has 5 exons. Bases 219 to 989 code for a protein of 256 amino acids. NCBI's taxonomy places the organism in Eukaryota, Metazoa, Chordata, Aves, Strigiformes, Strigidae. The record is from RefSeq and is a predicted model, not a curated record.
UUCCACAGCCCCGUGACCUUGUCAAUGUUUGAGUGCUGGCUGUAGUUUUUCCUCCUGUCCAUGUAUACUAAAGACUGAAAUUUAUUUCACUUUCUCUCUGUAUAUUCUGUUUGUUGUUAGAAAAUGAAGAUGCGGCCCAAAAGAUAGAGCCUGCAGAACAGCUGGUUGAUUCUUUGGAGUCCAGUAAUUCGCAGAUUGGGUCACGAAUUGGGACACUCAUGAGUGUGGGCACGACAGAGGAUUCAAAGGAAGAAGCUGGGACUUUAGAGGACCAGGAAGUGACUGAACUAGAAGAGAAGCUGCCUGACCAAAUUCAGUCCCUCAAAGAGGAAGCUGUUGUUCGGAUAGCCAACUAUCAUGUACCUCAAGGAGCAGGGGAUAUAGUCAUGAUUCAGUCAGAUCACACUGGUGCUGUGGAUAUCCUUUCAGCUGAGCUGGAGACUGCAGACCUCCUUGGGGAGCAGAGGAAAGCUCAGCCUCCUCCUCUGGCUCCACCCACCAUGUGGACCACUGAGAAGACUAAGGAAUUCAAAGCUAAGAUGGGAAAGGAGAAGAAUGGCCGGAUGGUGGUGAAGCGAGGAGAGGUGGUGACAGUCCGUGUGCCAACCCAUCCUGAUGGGAAAUGCAUUUGCUGGGAGUUUGCUACAGAUGACUACGACAUUGGGUUUGGAGUCUAUUUUGACUGGACCACAGUUACUAGCACUGCCAUUACUGUUCAGGUCAGCGAAUCCAGCGAUGAGGAGGAUGAAGAGGAGGAGGAGGAAAUUGAAGGACUCGCCCCUGUUGGUGAUGUGGAAAGGGGCUCCAAAACCUACCUGCGGAACCGCUACGGCGAGAUCAUGCCUGUAUAUCGGAGGAACAGCCAUCGGGAGGUGCAGGCAGGCAGCCAUGAGUAUCCAGGGGAGGGCAUCUACCUGCUGAAAUUUGAUAACUCAUACUCUCUCCUCCGCAAUAAGACUCUGUUCUUUCAUGUCUAUUAUACUAGCUGAAGAAAUGGGAGGGAGCAAGAAUGGCAGGCAGGCAGUGGUGAGUGUUGCAGGCUGCCCACCCAGCCCUCGUACUGCCUGAUGGGCCCUGCUGUGUGACAGAACCAAGGCACAAUUCUGCCGGCUCCUCUUCAGACGCUAACUGGUUUAUCCCCGCACCCUCCUGCCCCGCUGUCCCAGUGGAGAAAGGUAGCUGUGACUGCCUGGUUAUCCACAGGCAGCUGCUCUUUCUGUAAAACUUCUGGAGGUCUGCUCUGUGCAGGCAUCGGGCUGGGCCUCCAUGUCACAGCCGGUUAAUGCCCCAGAGGACGGGUUUAGGUGGUCGUGGUUUCGAUCGGUUGUGCUGGCAUGAAGUGAAGUGAAAAUAUUCUUGAGCUGUUACUAUUUUGUGAAUAACUUUUCCGACUCUCCUGCUGCAUCUGCAUCGCUAGAGGGCAGCUGUCAGCUGCAGUGAGCCAGAAGCACAGCUGUGUCGCUUAGCCACUGAUAAUCUCAUCACCUACCACCAGUACGUCACCAGCAGCCAGUGCUUCCUUCGCUCGUCUGGGUGGGGGUGCAGCUGGCCAGCGGCACCUGUGUUGCAGUGGCUAGGCCAUAUGACAGGCGGGCCCCAAAUGGGCAGUCACGGCAUGUGUCUGAACAGGGGGUGGGGGGAGGGUGCACACCUAGAAGUCCAUAAGAAAAUUUUCCUACAGAUUAAGAAUUGGAUGUUAUACCUGCUGACUGUAGAGAUAUGUAGAUGAUUAAAAGUUCAGUGACCACCAAAAGUUUUUUUUUUCCCUGUAAACCAGAUGUGAAGCAGAAGAAAUUACUCCUGUGCUGAAUAAAUACAAAAAGGUUGGAGUACAACCAAUAAAUACAUGGGAAACGUUGGUUCACUGGUAUUGCUGCCAGAUGGAUAAUACCAUAUGUAGCAAGGAAGAGGCUCCCCUGAGAAGUUUAGUUGUCAGCUGCUAUUGCUGUUGCAAAGGUAUUGUUAGAAAAGAACAUCUCUGCUCAGACACUCAAAAUGUGUGGGAUUUUAACCAAUCCUUUCUGUGAACCAGAAUCAGCAAGGCCAUUGCUGACCCUGACCAUGUGGUACAGGAUGGAGUUCCUUGGCAUGGUUUGGUGCCUAUCAAUGGCCAUUAGUGAUCACCUUCUGCUAAAGUACUGGCAGAGUUGAACAAGGAUUAAGUUAAUCCUUCAGAGGUGAAUUUUAAAUCAUGUUUAUCUAUAACUGUUGUUUAUUUUAAUACUUUUAACUUGAAAUCAUUCUCUUUUCUAAGAAUACUGCUGUAUUUACAUUUUGAUACCUCUUUUCAGAGACACAAAAUGGCUGUUAGCAUGGUGAUUCUAGCAGAGUUCUGAGUCCUAUUUUUUAAUCCUCCAGGUAAAGCACAUCUACUUGGUCCGUUCCUUCUAUUGAGAGGGAAUGAUGGACAAAAUGCUUUUGGGGUUGUUGAAGCCAAAGAUUUCACUCUCAUAGGAGGGCCGCAUAUUUCCUAUUAAGGCUAUAUUGUAGUGCUGUGCAAUUUGCUCCAUAUUCAAGCUUUUCUUUUAACUAUCUCUGCUUACUUAUUCACUGUCCCAGAGCACUUAGUAGGUCAAAAUGGUAAGAGAGAGGGAGAGCAGUCAGUCUACAGCAGAGCAGCCCAAGCUGGCAGCAGGAGGAGUGGAAAUGCAAAGAACAUUCAUUGGAGUACAGUGGCUUUCUGAGUGAGCAGGUAGGGAGUAGAGUUGUUGCUGCUUUGGGCCCUGAGAUGGGGAGAAAAAUGCAGGCUUUUUCAAGAGAGAGGUGGAGUGUGUGUACCUGGGCAAGGCAAGAACUGCAAAGCUGCCUUAUUCAAGCAGCGGCAACCACAGGACAAGCUUGUAGAGAGAUGGAACAGUAGGGCUUGGUAUCUGGCAGAGUAAGAUGCUCCUUCAUUUAGCAGCUUGGGGAGGACUAUUCCCUCCUUUAGUCUCUCUUGGAGGAGUUGAAGAACCAUCCUGUGGCCUUUGUAAAGCACUUGAAUCAGGCCUGAGUAACUUGGAUAAGAUGCUCCAUUUUUUUCAUCCUUUGUCUAUCAAGUUCCUAGACACUAAACAGAAGACAAUAGAAAAGACCCUUCAGUCUGACCACAAUGUCAGCCCUUCCCCACUCGAUGACUGCCUUUGAUCAUUUGCUGUGAGAUCUGCAGAACCCUGCGUGCACUUGCUGGUUAAUGUAUGAUGCGCUGUCUGACACCCAGUCCACUUUUUAAUUAGGAUUUAUUUAUGAUGAAGGGAACUGACCUGUAUAUAUGUUAGUUAAUUCCAGAAAUACUGAUCCACAGUUGCUCAGCUUAUUGCAGGCUAGUGGAUUAUCUCCACUAAAAAACUUACCCUUACAGUGUGGCCUCUCUGUUGCUAACUUGCAGCUAAUUCCCCCUCCUGUCUAUCUGUUGCUCAUAUUAAGGUUCAAAAUACAUUUUGUCAUGUAAGUUAAUAAUGCCUGCCUCUCACAACCAGUUUUGAUCACUCAUUGACGCAAAUAGUAUGUGCCAGUUUUCAAGCCAUUAGUUAGUCAUUUUAGUUAAGAUAAAUUGCACUGUAGAUGGUAAUCCUAUAGCUCAGUUCUAGCUUUCUGAAAUAUGGACCAACCUUCUAUAAGGCUCAGGUCACUUAUUUGGAACUGUGCCUGUCUCCUAGUCUCAUUGACUUAAGCCCAACAGCAGCGCUGAAUAUGGUAGGUCAUCCCAAUUCUGCAUGUGCCUGGUCUGCAAAUUCAGUGUGCCCAUAGAUAGGCCUGUGGCAGUGAAACCAAGAGUGUUCAGUGUGUGUCACUUCACUGCUUAAGUUUCCCAGAAGUAUCUGGUAUCUCUUAUGAACAGAGGAUAGUUUUAGGCACAGAAUAUUUCAUCUGCAGGAAACAGAAGCUUUACGGUUUUACAGGAUAAUUAUUUUUGUUUAUUUUUAAUUUCCACAUCACAUGAGCAUUUUGUUUCUCAGGUAUUUAGAUAGCAUUCGUUAUCCAAGUGACAACUUCUCUUUGGAAGGAUAUAUAGUCUUAAUACAUUUUCUGAUAAAUCCAAUGACUUGGCUGUGUGGCUAGUGAUUAACAGCAGCUAUUCCCAUGCAAAAUUGAACCCACAAUUGGUUUACAGAAGUAAUCUUUUUUUCUCAUGCAUUGUUUUUUUCACUUUGGUGUAUUUCCUGGGUUUGUAUCCAAUCCUGCUAUCUGGCUGAGGCAGUGAUGGAAACCCUUAUUUUAACUGGGGACCUUUGGAACCAGACCUUAGGUCUAGAAAGAAACAUGAAUUAAAAAGGCAGUUGCACUUCAGAGAGGGAACCCGGUCCUUAAGAAAGGAAAAUGCCUUCUUUGUUUUUGUGGAAAGAAGAUUUCAGAUAGGUUUUUUAAAUGUGUUUCAUCUCCCUGCAAAUUGUGUCUAGGAAUUCAGAAAGCUAAAUAAUGGAAGAAGCUGCUUUUGCAUUUUGGGUUUGCUUUUGUGAAAGCACAAACUUGUUUUCCAUUUUGUUUUGAAUAUAAUUUAGAUCUAGAAAUAAGAUUUACAUGUUCAUCCAGAGAUACAAGACAGUCCUGAAGUGCAGGACUUGUAUAGAAAUUAGCUUGUACAAUUGUUUAUUUAUAAUAAUGGUAACAAUCUGUUGGGCAUUCUUUUUUAUGUUAAAGAAGGUUAUAAGCUCUCAAUUUUUUAUCUUUUUUUCCCCUUUAGGUGCAAUGUAGCAGCAGGAGUUUAAAAUGUAUGUGUUUUACUGAGGACAGAGUUAAAAUUGCUUAAAUCAGGGACCACUUGUGCUGAUCUAAUUUAUUCACUCUUUGAAGGCCUGUACUAUGGAUUCUUGUGAAAGGUUACUGGUGUCAAAUAUAGGCUAGUUGCCAAUUAAUGCUUGGGACCCACUUAAUAGUUACGUAAAUUAUUAUUGGUAAUGACCUGUUUACACGAACAGGUAAGAUGAAAAUGCGUAAGAGCUUAGUUGUCUGACUUCAGGUGCUAAGAAGAAAGUCAAGUUACUAUGCAACCGAGUCUAAAAGACAGCUACACACCUUUCAUUUUGGUUCUGCCCUCUGCACUUGUUUCCUUGUAACUGUGUGUGCAUGUAACCUUCAUCUAUGGCCUGCAGUGGGUCAGUUAUUGUGGUGCUGGACCUGGUGAGGUGGGUUAGAGGUGAACCUUGUCACAUGUCUAUUUGCUGGAAGACUCAUUCUUGUGGGGAACUAUUGUAGAGAAUGAAUCCCUAAAUGAGUUCACUUUUAUCCCCACUGCUUAUAUCCUUCCUUCUUGUCUCACUACCCCUACUAGAGUCACUCUACAGAGGAUUUAUCACAAGGUGCCUUAGGAACAAGGACUAUGUCUGAAAUGGGAGCCAUAGAUGUCAUUAACCUAAGGGAGUGCUCCUUGUUUCUCUGCCCAUUGGGUAGAGGGGAGGCACUUCUUAAGAUCAGGCAAGGGGAGGCCCUAUAGGCUGUUCCUGGAGAUUUAAGUUGUUCAUUAGACUGCCUUGUUGCUGAAAGAUGAGUAGCAGAAUGGUGUUUUGAGUUUUCUGGCACCAUAAGAUCUUUACCUUUUAAAAUCAUAUGCUGCUGUCAGAUUGAGGAACACCAGAGGACUAGUCCUUUUGAUACACUGAUGCUAAACCUGAGGACCAGAGGAACACUAGAUAGAUGUAGAAGAGCAUUCCUUGUGGCCAUUCAUUAUUUUAUCUAAAAAGUGUCUGAAUCUGGUAUUGUGAGUGGUGUGUGCUUAUAUGUAUUGAGGCUGGAUAAGAGACCAAAGCAACAAAGUUGUUGGUUUUUUUUUUUUUCUUUCAUACUUGUAGAUCAAAACUGUUUCUCCUUUUCUCACAUCUGGGAAGAUAUUGGAUGUGAGAGUGUCAUGUAGAUGUAGCAGAACAUCUCAAUCAGUAGAAGG